CAAAAUGAUCACGUGAUAUGAAUCCUGUGUAGGAUAGUGGGAAGAUUGAAGUUCGCUGCUACGGAUAUUCUGAGUUUUUGCACACACCGUUACGUGGGGAAAGACCAACGAUAUCUAAUAGCCGGGCCUGUUCUACUCGUAGCUGAGGAAAAAGAAGGAUUCGUUCGAACACUCUUUCGGUUGUACAAUCUGCAAGAAUAUUUUUUUAAUCGUGUGCAGUUAUCGUCAAAAUGAACCCGAGUCAGCCAGGGCCCAUCAACAUACUCAAUCUUCCGCAGGAAGUACUCGUGAAAAUUUUUCUCUGUUUUAAUGCCAGAGAACGUCUACGAGUCGCGAGGACUUGCGCAGUAUUUAGACAUAUUAUACACCGUGAUCCGGACGUAUUGAGGAAUUUGGAUUUUACCCCAAAUGGAUGGGUGACGAAAUUGGUAGAAAUCAAGGCAUAUUUUGCCAGUAGACACAGGAUGCAGUUUAUCCGUAAAGUGAAUAUAAGUAACGCAACGUGCGUGAAGCCGGGGAGGAUGUUGAACAGGACGGUUGGCAGGGCAUUGAAUCUUGUCGAUGUUAAUGUACACGGACUUAUAUUCGAGAAUGUUGGAAUUUUGGCAUCUUUUCUUGCGCCCCUGCGACGACUUAGAAGGCUGGUUGUGGAUUGGCCCGAGCCGGAUGAAGAUGUUUACAGGACCAUUGACGUUAUAGAAGGACCGUUAGGCAGGCUCAAUUAUUUAGGAGUAAGAUUGAGCGUUUAUAACGCGAAUUUAUUUCCUGCUGUGCGAUGCUGCUGUAGUGAGCUAGUGGAGUUCCGUAUAGUCGAACUGACACGACAGGAGCGUGACGACAUACUAGAUAUUCCGUGGGCUGAGGAGCGCCCAAAUAGACUGCAGAAGCUUAGAAUUGUUCAAGCUCAGGGAUGGAAAGCGUGUACCACAAUGAAGAGUAAUAUUUUGCAUAUGAUUCCGGAUUUACAUCAGUGGACAGAUUUUCAAACGAUUGGUUGUGCUGUUGCAACGAAAGGAUUCUAUCUUGAAAAAAAUGUCGAAAUUUGUCCUGUACUCGUAAGAACGCGAAUACCACACGAGGCUCCGUAUUACCAUUUUCCUGAUGUUAUUCCGCUUGUAUGGUCUGUGCUUUCGGAAGCCUUGUUGGAACAAGUGAUAAGAAUGAACCACGAAGACGUGCCGUUGGAAUUCUGUUGUUUACGAAGAGCAGGCUUAGGUGCAUUAGCAAACGCCAGUAACUGGCCGUUCAUAUUGAACAUUAAAGAGGCAAAGCGGCUGCUGAAAGAUCCCGAGUAUCCGAUAACUUUUUUGUACUUGGACCAUCAGAUUGAUCCGUAUUGCGAUGCGCAUUUAGUGGUAUCGGCAUUCCCAAGCUUGACAGAUCUUAUUUUAAUUCGAAUGAUAACAGCAAACGAGAUUAGAGAAGCAGAGAACAGAAGUAGGCUACCCUUGAGAAGAUCUCUCAUCAGGCGAGUUCCUGGCGUACCUUUCGGGUAUGUGGAUGACCCGAUGGGCAACACGGAUGGUUCUUUUAAACUUCUAGUGGAAAACACUCCGCUACUUCGGGAUUUAACGAUUUAUUAUUCGAGCGACCCCGGAGAGCCGGACCCCGACUUUUGGGACUUGACUGCUCUGAACCACAUUCCAGAAUGGCGGCAUCUCACAGCCUUACGUUUGGCCUUCGUACCCACCAUAGAUGGAAGAAUUUUUAUCGGUAUCGGAAGACAAUGUCCAAACCUGGAGAUAGUAGUGUUAAUCGGUCUGGCAACCCAGAGCCAUAUCGCAGCCUACGUAACAAAUCUUUCGAUAAUGCUAAGGCAGUGUUCUAAAAUAAAGCAAUUCUCACUCGAAGAAGUGGACGUAACCGAAGCGAUGUACCCGGUUAUGCCGGGUCAAGAACCUGAUUCGUUUCAAUCGCUUGAAUUGUUCGCCGCUCUUGCCUGCAAUGUAAAGCUCCAAAUGGUUGAUGUAUCGCUUUACGAAAGAGGAAUAGAACUCUUCGAUUUGGUCGUAGCGAUGGAAAACCUAUUGAAGAUUUGCAAGGGGUUGAAUAUGUUAAAGUAUCUCAACGUUUAUAUAGGAAAUAAUCCAUCCGAUGCGAAUUACGUGAUCAAUGAGUUAUGCAGAAUAAGGAAUGAAGUCAGGCGUCCGGAAUUGCAGUUCGCAAUAAAUUAUGGAGUUUCUUAUGCGCGCCCAAGCGCUGAACCUAUCGUUGAACCAAGACUUCCGGACAUUAUUUUUGAAGAGUGCCCACGUAUACUUACUAAAUCUUGAAGAUCACGUGUGGGGAAAUCCCUAAUUUAUAACUAACUAAUUUAUUCCUUCAAAAAUAUACCACACACAAUAUAUAUUAUAUAAUGUACUAUAAGUAUAAUACUGUUUGUUUUAUAUUU
Molecule: messenger RNA, 2392 nt
Organism: Neodiprion fabricii
Lineage: Eukaryota; Metazoa; Arthropoda; Insecta; Hymenoptera; Diprionidae
Exons: 8
Coding region: 231-2273 (680 amino acids)
Molecular function (GO): protein binding
Source: RefSeq, a predicted model, not a curated record